Molecule: messenger RNA, 1745 nt
Organism: Pyricularia oryzae 70-15
Lineage: Eukaryota; Fungi; Ascomycota; Sordariomycetes; Magnaporthales; Pyriculariaceae
Product: rab GDP-dissociation inhibitor
Exons: 8
Coding region: 211-1605 (464 amino acids)
Biological process (GO): protein transport; small GTPase-mediated signal transduction; vesicle-mediated transport
Cellular component (GO): cytoplasm
Molecular function (GO): Rab GDP-dissociation inhibitor activity
Source: RefSeq, a predicted model, not a curated record
UUGGGGGCCAGUCCCCAGCCCGUUCGUUCCCCCAAGUCGACAGACUAGCCGCUACUACAACUCCUUCGAUACCCACACAAGCAACUCCAGGCGGCAAAGACGUCCUUUUUCCCUUCUCAACCUUUUGCAUCCACAAAAGAAACUUCGGCUUUCUACAUAAUUUGUAUUUGCGGGACAAGAUACAACCAGUGAACGACUUUUUUUUUCAAAAUGGAGGAGAUUGCUAAGGAAUACGAUGUCAUUGUGCUGGGCACUGGUUUGACCGAGUGCAUUCUUUCUGGUGUGCUGAGUGUCAAGGGCAAGAAGGUCCUUCACAUCGAUCGUAAUGACCACUACGGCGGUGAGGCUGCGUCGUUGAACCUGCAAGCGCUUUUCAAGAAGUACGGCAACUACAACAGCGGAGAGGAGCCAUGGGCCAAGUACGGCCGUAACACCGACUGGAACAUUGACCUCGUCCCCAAGUUCCUUAUGUCCUCUGGCGAGCUCACCAACAUUCUCGUCUCCACCGAUGUUACGCGAUACCUCGAGUUCAAGCAGGUUGCUGGCAGCUUCGUGCAGCAAGGCUCCGGCCCCAAGGCCACCGUGGCCAAGGUCCCCUCAGAUGCCGCCGAGGCCCUCCGAUCUCCCCUGAUGGGCAUCUUUGAGAAGCGCCGCAUGAAGAGCUUCAUCGAAUGGGUCGGCACCUUUGACCUUAAGGACCCGGCCACCCACAAGGGCCUGGACUUGUCUUCUUGUACCAUGAAGGACGUUUACGACAAGUUCGGCCUGGAGACCGGAACCAAGGAUUUCAUCGGCCACGCCAUGGCCCUGUACCUCUCCGACGACUACAUCAGCAAACCUGGUGGCGCGCCCGAGGCAAUCGACCGCAUCCGCCUGUACGGGAACAGUGUGGCCCGUUACGGCAAGUCGCCAUACAUCUACCCGCUUUUCGGCCUUGGAGACCUGCCCCAGGGUUUUGCCCGUCUGUCGGCCAUCUACGGCGGCACUUACAUGUUGAACACCAACAUCGACGAGCUUCUGUACGAGGACGGCAAGGCUGUUGGCAUCAAGGCCACCAUGACUGGUAUCGAGCCCGAGAUGAAGUUCGAGACUAGGGCAAAGAUGAUUCUUGGUGACCCGUCCUACUUCUCGGACAAGGUCAAGGUCGUCGGCCAUGUGCUUCGUGCCAUCUGCGUGCUCAAGCACCCCUUGGCUGGCACCUCUGAUGCCGAUUCAUGCCAGCUGAUCAUCCCGCAGUCGCAGGUCGGCCGCAAGAAUGAUAUUUACAUCGCCUGCGUGUCAUCUGCCCACAGCGUCUGCCCCAAAGGCUACUACAUUGCCAUUGUCUCAACCAUUGCCGAGACGUCGGCUAACCACCACCUCGAGCUGCAACCCGGUCUGGAGCGUCUUGGUAAAAUUGAGGAGCAAUUUAUGGGACCCCCUAUUCCUCUGUACGCCCCUAUCGAGGACGGCACCAGCAGCGGUAUUUUUAUUUCCAAGAGCUACGACGCCACCAGCCACUUCGAGACAACUACCGACGACGUUAAGGACAUUUACCGCCGCGCGACCGGCGAGGAGCUGAAGGUUGAGGGACUCAGGGACCUGCAGGUUGCUGGAGAUGAGUAGAUUGUUCAUAAUGAUGAUGAAUAUGAAUGUUGAAGGUUUUGAGCUCGAGGCCGAAUAAGAAGCCAAUCAGCAAGCAGAAUAAGAAAAGGCUAGCAAUUUUCUCGAGCAUGCAUAUAUAUAUAUCCCCAUCUGAUUUCGAA